Bubalus bubalis (water buffalo) is the source of this 1932-nucleotide messenger RNA. It is a transcript of the gene KRCC1, whose product is annotated as lysine rich coiled-coil 1. Bases 595 to 1368 code for a protein of 257 amino acids. The transcript is spliced from 5 exons. The record is from RefSeq and is a predicted model, not a curated record. NCBI's taxonomy places the organism in Eukaryota, Metazoa, Chordata, Mammalia, Artiodactyla, Bovidae.
UCCUCCUCUUACCCCGCCCUGUUCGGCAGCGGCGGAGGCGGCGGUGCGGCAGUGGUUGUCCCUGCCUCUCCGCCACCUCCACCUCGGCCUAUCCCCGGGCUGGCGGCGCUGGCGGGGAGGGGGACAGUAGUUGUAGACGCUGCCCCUGCCUCAGAGAAGAUACCACGUUGAGUGAGCAAAGACUGAACAUUUUACAGAUACCUUUUGUAGAAGGCUUAUAAGAACUAGUGCCAUAAUUUGAAUCAUAAUGGAUUUCACAUUAUGAGCUCCUCGGUUGUUGCACAGUCUCGCUAUUUGGAGAAAGUUCAUGCUAAAAAACGGAACUAAUUAAUGAGUGAAUAUGAUCAGAUUUCUCCACCAAGGUCUCAGUCUGAUAAGGGUGGAUUCUUUACUGUCUGAGCCACCAGGGAAGCCCAAGAAUACUGGCAUGGGUUGCCAUUCCCUUCUCCAUUAGAUCUUCCUGAUGCAGGAAUGGAACCAGGGUCUCCAGCAUUGAAGGCGGAUCUUUUACUAGCUGAGCUCCCUCCUACUUUUUCCUGACUACUUUUUCCCAGGCAACCACUGUAUUGCUAUAGAGAAUCCCUUGUCAAGCUAAUGAAGCAUUCAAAGAAGACAUAUGACUCUUUUCAAGACGAGCUUGAAGAUUAUAUCAAAGUGCAGAAAGCCAGAGGCUUAGAGCCAAAGACUUGUUUCAGGAAGAUGAGAGAGGAUUAUUUGGAAACCUAUGGGUACAAAGAAGAGGUUGACUCUAGACACAGGUGUAGAAUGUUUGAGCAAAGACUCCCAUAUGGAACCGUCCAAACCUACCCAAGAUCAUGCAGUAUUUCACAAAGAGUGGAAAAGCAGUUACCUCAGUGGCUACCAGCUCAUGACAGCAGGCUGAGACUAGACUCCCUGAGCUACUCUCAGUUCACCAGGGACUGUUUCUCAGGAAAACCUGUACCCCCGAACCUUAGUCAGCACGAGUCUAACUGUAGCUCAUACAGUGUAGAAUCUGGAGUUUACAGGCACCUCUCCUCAGAAAAUAGUACCAGUGCCCAUCAGGCUAGUUAUAAACACAUACAUCAGAAGAGGAAAAGGCACACAGAGGAAGGCAGAGAAAAGCCAGAGGAGGAGCGGCCCAAGCAUAAGAGGAAAAAAGCUUGUGAGGAAAUAGAUUUAGACAAAUACAAGAGCAUCCAAACAAGCAAAACGGAGGCAGAAACAGUCAGAGUCAGUACAGAAAAGCUUAAGAACCGGAAGGAGAAAAAAAGCCGAGAUGUAGCUUCUAAGAAAGAGGAACGUAAGCGCAGAAAAGAGAAAAAGGAACAAGGCCAAGAAAGGACAGAGGAGGAAAUGCUUUGGGACCAGUCUAUCCUUGGAUUUUGAAGCUCUUGCCUUGGUUCCCCCAGGGUUAAACUAAUAGUUGAGAAGCUUGGUUUUACAGUGUUCAUGUUCAAAUCCCUCUUCUCACAUGAGCAGGUACAAAGGCUAAGAGAACAGGAAACAGAGUACGCUUGCUAUCCAACAUGGAAUAUUUUUCCUCAUUUUCUAAAAUCAUUACUACAUUUUUCUUAUACAUAAUGUAAUUUCCCUUAACGAGAGUGGCUCUGCUUUUAUUCAUCUGGUUGCUGUGAUGGCGGAAGUAUUUUUCCCUUGGGAGGUCAUUUAUAUUUAAGUAGGAUUAAUAGGCUUAACAGAAUCUAUUUCUUGCUUGGGUUUUAGUUUGGGGUGGGUAUUUUUAUAUUCAUUAGUUUUCUCUGUGAAGCAAUUUAGAUAGAUAUUUUUCCUCUGUUAGAUCUAACUUGCAGUAUAUUUUCUAGAUUGAAAAGUGGAAAAUUACAUACCUUAUAAUAAGCUUAACUUACAUACAGUUUUUAAAAAGAGUCGAUAUAAAAUCAGUUUAUAUUCUGGAAAUGUUUAUAAUAUAAUAAAAAUCUAAUUUCUACUUUU